UUUCUCCUUGCACAAAAGCCCCGGCAAAGAAAACUCUUGGAAAGCUCGGAGCAGGAGGAGCCGGGAGCCGGACGGCCACCGAUCUCGCUGUCCUGGCGCUGCAGUUGUGUGGCCCCUCGAACUGGAGACGUUGUUGCAACUGUGAAGGAACUAAAUUCGAUUUUGUAGGAGCCUUAUUUUUUCGUUUGUUUGUUGGUAGAGGUUCUCCUUUUCCUCCACCCCCCCUUCGCUCUCCCGAUCGUUUUUUUUUUGCUUGGGGAUAAAGGGGGAUACACAAGGGGGAGAAAAAGUAAAGGAAUAUGAUUGCUUCGUGGUUGACUUUCGCCUUUCUUUGUGGAACUUUCUGUGCAGGGCCAGGUCAUGGGGAGGCAGAGACGAGAGAAUGCAUCUACUACAAUGCCAACUGGGAGCUGGAGAAGACCAAUCAGAGCGGUGUGGAACGCUGUGAAGGAGAGAAGGACAAACGGCUCCAUUGCUAUGCUUCUUGGAGAAACAACUCUGGCUCCAUUGAGUUGGUGAAGAAAGGCUGCUGGUUAGAUGACUUCAACUGCUAUGACAGGCAAGAAUGUGUAGCCACAGAAGAGAACCCUCAAGUGUUUUUCUGCUGCUGUGAGGGGAACUAUUGCAAUGAGAAAUUUACGCACUUACCUGAAGUAACUGGUCCAGAAGUAAUAUACGAGCCACCACCACCAACACCCUCACUACUCAACAUUCUGGUUUACUCUCUGCUUCCAAUUGCUGUUCUGUCAAUGGCCAUUCUCUUGGCCUUCUGGAUGUACCGUCACCGAAAGCCCCCCUAUGGGCACGUUGACAUUAACGAGGAUCCUGGUCCACCACCCCCUUCUCCAUUGGUUGGCCUUAAGCCAUUGCAAUUAUUGGAGAUCAAAGCUAGGGGGCGCUUUGGCUGUGUCUGGAAGGCUCAGCUGAUGAAUGACUAUGUAGCAGUGAAAAUCUUCCCCAUACAGGAUAAACAAUCCUGGCAGAGUGAGAGAGAAAUCUUCAACACCCCUGGCAUGAAGCACGAAAACCUUUUGCAGUUUAUUGCAGCAGAGAAGCGAGGAACAAACUUGGAGAUGGAGCUAUGGCUGAUUACAGCUUUCCAUGACAAGGGCUCUCUGACAGAUUACCUGAAGGGGAAUAUUAUCAGCUGGAAUGAACUCUGCCAUGUUGCAGAAACGAUGGCCCAUGGACUGUCCUACCUACAUGAAGAUGUCCCCUGGUGUAGAGGGGAAGGACACAAACCUGCCAUAGCACACAGGGACUUCAAGAGUAAAAAUGUGUUGUUGAAGAAUGACUUGACAGCAGUUCUAGCUGACUUUGGACUGGCUGUACGGUUUGAGCCUGGAAAGCCUCCAGGGGACACCCAUGGACAGGUGGGAACAAGGAGGUACAUGGCGCCUGAGGUGUUAGAGGGGGCAAUCAACUUCCAGCGAGAUGCCUUCCUGAGAAUAGACAUGUAUGCAAUGGGACUAGUAUUGUGGGAGUUAAUCUCCAGGUGCACAGCAGCUGAUGGUCCAGUGGAUGAGUAUAUGCUGCCUUUUGAAGAGGAGAUAGGUCAGCAUCCAUCCCUUGAGGACCUGCAGGAAGUGGUGGUUCACAAAAAGAUGCGGCCUGCUUUCAAGGAUCACUGGCUGAAACACCCUGGUUUGGCACAGCUCUGUGUUACAAUUGAAGAAUGCUGGGACCAUGAUGCAGAGGCUCGGCUUUCGGCAGGCUGUGUCGAGGAGCGCAUUUCUCAGAUCCGUAAAUCAGUAAACGGCACUACCUCGGACUGCCUCGUUUCCAUCGUGACAUCUGUCACCAACGUGGACUUGCCACCCAAAGAGUCUAGUAUCUAAGUCCUGGUUCACUUUUGUCUUUCCAGACUCAGUGGAUUUAAAAAAAGUUUAAAAACCCAACAAACACAUGAAUGCAGCUGCUAUUUUAUCUUGACUUUUUAUUAUUAUUAUUGUUGUUGUUGUUUUUUGGAUUGGAUCAAUUUUACCAGCACAUUGCUCUACUGUAUUAAAAAAAGACAUCUCAGCAAGCAUUCAGGUGCCGACUAAUGAAUGCAGAAAAGGUGCAGGUACCUCAGCACCUCAACAAACUCACUUCAGUUGUGUUUUUUUUUUUUAUUCAGUUUUCUGGGUUUCUCUUUAUUGGUCUGUCUUCAACACAGAGCAUCUCUGACAUAAAGGAAAACCACGUACCAUCUUAGAAAACGCAAUGCUGCAAACUUUGGAGGAAACUUAAGACUGUUACAUAAGAUUACACCUUCCUCAAAAGGAUUAUUUUCCCCAAUUUUCUUUUUUUAGACAGUGAGCUUCAAAAAGAAACAAACAGCAGAUGUGUCUUUUACGGAUCUAACGGGUGUCAUUGUAAUGGGAAAAAAACACAAGAAACUGGGAAGAGAAUGUUAACUCUUUGGUGGUAAAAUUAAAGGGGGGUGUUUAGUAUAGGAGAAGGGGAGAGUGAUGUUGGACUUUGCAGCAUUUGGAGAAACAUCAUUUGCUAUGGAGCUACUUCUCAGGUAACCAGUUAAUGAGGGGAAGAACUUUUUUGAGGCAGAGUAUUUAUCACCGCAGCAUAUUGAGAAAGUUGGGUCAAUGAGCCAAUGGGCUAAGCAAGGUACUAGUUCUUACUUCCCCCAAUAUCUCAGGCUUGGGUGUUAAAAGAACAAAACCAAACCAUAGGUGUAUAAAUUUUUAAAACUCCAGGUAAGAAUUGGAAAAAGAUGUUUUUAAGCAGUGUAAUUGAGAGAGACAACAGCAUAUUCUCAGAAGCACUCUGUAAAGUACUGGAAGAUUUGAAAGCAUUUAUAUCUUGCUUUAAAUACAGUAGCAGUUCAGGGAAUAAGGCCUCAGGGCUGGAUAACUGCUUAGCCCAAGCUACCAGUGCAGAUGGUUAAAAAGAAGUGUGAUUUCUGGCUCUGUAGAAAGGCCUUUUUUUUUCUUCUUUUUUUAACUGGAGGGGAAAAAAUUACUUGGGCCACUGGCAGACAGUUGCACCCAAGAAGCAUUUGAAUUGUACAGUAGCAGAAUAUAGGGAGGUAACAGAGCAGCAUUAACAUUAACCAUAGAAUCUGUUAAACCAGUUUCUUUGACUCAACUUUCUCUUUAUCUGUGACUAACCUCGUUUGUCUUAAAGUGGUGCAUAUUCUAAAAUACCGUUACUCUAGUAUGCCAUAAACUUGCUCUAGUCAGUGAACGUUCCUAAUGCUGCUGAUUCAACAUUUAAAUAUUUUUUUAAUUUGCAAAACAUGCAAUGUUUAAAAAACAAAACACACACACACACACAACACGUUACGUGGCUUCCGAGGUUUAAACUGAAAAAAAAAAACAAAAAAAAACAACUUCAUGACCACAGACCACCUCAAACCAGAAAUACCUCAAUUUUCUACUUGUAUGAGUUUUAUUAUAUAUUUUGUUAGUUGUGUUGUCUUGUAGUAAGUCUAUUUUAAUGUAAGUUGGCUUUUAUGACAAGGGAGUUUUAAAAAAAGAAAAAAAAGAAAAAAAGUUCCAAAAUCUUUUAGGAAGUGCUACCAUUUUUUGUUUUAUAAAGCACCAUUGUAAAUAACUGUAUACAGUUGUAGAAUAACUGCCUAUAUAAGGUAUCUGGGCAUUAUUCACUCUUGUUUGUGAAGGCUGUUUCCAUUUUGUGUUUGGUCUGUUUCAGUGAAAGGACAGUACAUCUUUUUAUUUAAUAAUUUUACUUUUUCUCAGAACAUAACAUCAAUACAAAAAUCAGUGUCUUGCUAGACUGAAAGUUAUCUUUCCUCCUUUGAUUGCCAGAACGUUUAAACUUUUAUUUGCUUUUAUACCAAAAUAUAGCCCUAAACAAAUGACCUUCUUAUGAUGUAAAAAUAUAUAUUAUAUAAACAAAUUGGGAUUUUUUUUGUCACUGACAAAAUAUCAACAAGGAAUCUUUGUCUAGGUGUAAAUCAUUAAGCAAACAAAAUUGCCAACUGAAAAAAGAGAUUAAAAUUAUUUUUCUCAAAAACAUGGCUUUUAAAACCUUGAUAAAGUCCUUGAUAUUGGAGAGACAGUAAGGUAGUUGCCUUAUCUUGUCUGUCUAAAUAAAAUCUUAAAUACUUUUCAAGUUAUUGAAUGUAUAUUUGCAUAUUAAUAUGUGCACAUAUGUAAGUGUAUUUGUGUAUGUGGAUGUUUCUGAUUUUUUUUAAUGUGACCCUGUUCAGAAAACCUGGACAAACACACAGGCAAAGUAAUAAAAUUCUGGCACAGUUCAUGGCCUAGUUGAUGGUUAACAUCUUUGGCCCCAGUGCUACAAACACCAUAGUGUUUAAAGUGACCCAUGCAAGUAGUUCUGUUGAAGUCAGUGGCAAUAUUCACAUACUUGAAGUUAAGCAUGUGCAUAAGUGUUUGCAGGAUUGGGGCCUUUCUUUUGCUCUGUGAAUACAUUUCUGCACUGAGAUUUAUAUACGUGUGGUUUAGUGGUUUGAAAAGGAGUGAUAAGCUUUGGGGUGGGAUUCUAGAUAAGACUUAAGAUUGAAUAAACUGUAGUUUUUUAGGUUUUUUCCUGAAAUGGGAUCCAGUUCAGAUUGUUAUGAAAAGUAAAAGCUGUACUGUCUUUUAACUAUUUUGAUCUUUGUGCUAUUCUGGAUUUUUUCCUUCAGAAUUAUGUGUUAUGGAUAAAACAGGCUUAUUACAGCAGUUGCUUUUUAAAAAACAAAACAAAACUGAUUUAUUUAAGAAGCUUUAAAGUAUUUAUUGAAAGUGCCAUAUGAUUUUCAAUAGCCUAUUAGACUUUCUUCCUCAACAGUCUCUUUUGAGGAAGAAUAAUCAAACUCUGAACGUGUAGCUUAUUUUACUUCAGAGAACUGUAAGGACAAACCAACGUUGACCAAACACUGAUUGUGAGAUACUAACAUCUUCUCUGGCUCUACAGUUCCUUACAGAUCAUUGUGUGAACAUAACUCAGUAACUGGUAAGAGGGAGUUUCUGCAGGGCCUGUAUGUUCAGUUACAAAUUUAAAUUUGACUAUGGGAUGAAUGUGUAUGCGCAUGCAUGUUAGUAUGUCAGAGAAGGAAGUCCUGAGUCUUGUCUACAUAAAAAUUUGCCCCAGUUUGAACAAAGGUGUACACGUUUAAGUUAAACUUGCAAGUUUUUCAUGUCAAUGAUUAUGUUCUCAUCAACUGCACAGGUUUCUAAUUACCAGUGAGUAGUUUCAUCACUGCUCAUUCUGCAUUUGAACGGUCAUUUUACAGUAUCCACUGGAAUUUUGUUUAGUAUUGUAAAGACAUUUCCUAAGACAGCAAUAAGGCACCUCCACAGGUGUAGCAGUUGCAAGCAAUUGGAACCAUUUCCCCCAUAACAUCUCUUUAAAUAUGAUUGACCAUAUAGUCUCAUUUUUGAAGAGCUAGUGAUCACUGCAUUUACAGACUUAAAGACAGCCUAUUUAAAAAGUACUCUUUAACAUUUUCAUUGCAGCAUCUUAUUAUUGGGAAUCAUUACUCAAUUUGCAAUUCAUAGUUUAAUGUUAAUUUUAAACAUCCUGGGUGGCAGUUGUCAAUGGCAAAGUUCUCUUUGGCUUCAGGAGAGUCAGGAUUUCAUCAGCAUUUAUCUUAACUCGGGUUAUGAGUUUGUCACAUUGACUUAGUUAUCUGGCUGACAAAAGUAUGAGUUCACAUUUUAAGCUGGGAAAUUCUACAGGAGCUGAAAUUGUCUAUACAGGAUAGAUCUACUAAAACAAUGAUAAUAUCAGUGUACCAGGGCUGGAAUUAGUGCAUUGCAUGAAUGUUUAAAUAUAUGUGCAUUUUAUAAGGGAGGCUGGAAAUUAGUCCUUGAUAAGCAGCAUUUAAUUUAUUCAUGCUGAGUACAGAUUUUAUAUUGCCCUCAUCACCAAGUAAUCUCUGCCAACCUAGCAAAGAAGUAAUCUAUUCAGUUUGUUCCCACCAACACAGCUGACUUGUUCUGUCACCCCGUACAAGUCUCUUAUAUGAGUGUCAGAAUAGUAUAUUAUAGAAAGUGAUUUUAAAAUGGUUUUAACUUCCUAGCAGAAGCCAGUGACAAUUUCUUCUUAUACUAAAGAAGACAAAGAAUAUGAAUAAUUUUGGGGCUACAGAUGCAAUAGAAGUAAGCAGCCACCCACAAUUCAGAUCAAGAUUUUGUAAAAUUAAUUAGAGCUGGUUUAUGAGUCCUUUCUUCAUAUUGCAGUCAGUGAGGUAUACUCAGUGUGAACUAGGGCAUCACAGUCUAUAUCAGAAUAAGAAUUUUAAGACAUGCACUGUGGUCCUAGCGCCUGUUAGAGAGAGGCUUAAAAUUCAACGAAUCAAUCACUUCCUAAAAUUUUAUAGAACCUUCUAAGUGAUUGCCAUCUAAAACAUAGUUUGUUGUUGUGUUACUGAUACUACAGACUGUUGGCUAAGUAUGAGUGAAAUUUUAAUGUAAAUGAUUUUUUUUUUAAAUUAAACCCAUCCUGGGUGAAAGUCAACUACUAAUUCUUCCUGCAGUGUUGUUAUGCUCUUGAACAGUUUUUAUUUAAAAAAUAUAGACAUGCUACCACACACACCUUAAGUAAGCCCAAUUCUCACUACAGAAGAACUAAACGACUCCCUAUAUUAAAUCAUAGUAGUAAUUUGCCACCCAAUCCUGCUCUCUAUAGUCAGGCAAAACUCCCACUGAGGUCAGUGAGAGUGUUUGAAUGUAGGAGGUGACCCUUACUGCAUGUGUUAUGUCUAUGAAAAUAAGCAUUUUUAAUGUUCAAGAGCAUCUCUUCACAUUUUAGGUUCCUAGAAUCAUUGGUUAAUCUAAGAUGCUUUAGUUUCCUUAGGUCUAUCAACACGUGCAAAGAUGAGUAUAAAACCCACUUGCAUUCAGAAUUUUCCACAAGCCCCAGGUUGUGGUGUUGAGAUAAGUGAAGGAGGAUACAGACCAAAGUUGGAAAGGGUUUAAAAAAAAAAAAAAGCCGUACAGGUUUGGACCUUUGUGUCGCCAUGGAGUCAUUUUUAUUAAGGUAUGAGAUGCAGUGUCUUUGACUUCUCUCAUACUUGUAAGGUGAAAUUCUGCUCCUCUCCCUGUGCCCACAAAAAGUAUUAGAUAAGAAUUAUACCUGUGGAAAUGCCAAGUGCGCAUGCUCAAUCUCUCUGAGUUUCAGGUGCAAGAUGCAGCAAAUGUCCCUCUCCAUUUCUCUGAUUAUCAAGUUACAUUUCACUCAGUACUGAGGUCUCAGUCCUGUUCCCAUUGAAGUCACUGACUGAUCCUGGAAGUUCAUUGGAUGCAGAAUUCCUGGUGGGAAUUCCCAUGUGCAGACCUUGUAGGAUCAGGGCCCUUCUUACCAGGAGUAGUGAUUUCUCCUCUAACAGUAUCUAAACUGAAAAACACAUACUAGUAUUUAAUUCCAAUAGCACUACCUUCUAGGCAGACUGUUAAGAGGUUUACCCAGUUUUCCGGGAGAAAGAACUUAUCUCUUAUUAGAAAGUAAGAAAUUUUAAAUUGUACAAGUUACUGCUUGAUAACAUUGUGAGCAUGCAGUUGUUGCAGUCCUGUCCAAGUAGUACUUUGGUUGAGAAGUUACUAAGUAAGAAGCGCCCCCGGCUAUAUCACUUUUGCAUACAGAAUAUUGUUUGGUAACAUUGUAAAUAAAAAGUAGACUAUAUAAUAAGCGAGGGAAAUAACAUUUUAACUUUUUUACUUUUGAAAAAAUAUAUAUUUUUAGUUACAUAAUACAAGCAAAAAUUCUACAUUGUGUGACUAUUCUUUUAUACCACAAAUUAUUUUUGUAAAGUGUAAUAUCUUUCUGCAGGGAAAAGGGAGAAGUUUUGUGUAACCACAGUAAAAUAUAUGUAUAUAAUUUUUAAUCUAACUCUGCGCUACAUCAGAGUAUAGAGGAUGGAACAAUUUAAUCUGAAACUAAUUUAACAAGCAGGUUGGAAGUACAUGGACAUGUUUUGGGGACCGCACUGUAUAUUUCCAAUUGGUUAUCUUGCAUGUUUCAUCCCUUCUGCAAAAGAAGCUUGUUGCUUUUGAAUGGCCAUCUUAGAUUUAACGAAGAAGGCUGUUUUCACAUAUCUAUGUGUGAUCAGUGUGCUGUCAUGCAUGUGCUGUGAUUCUACAGUGCAUUGUGAAAUCAGCGUGUUAAGAAUUUUCAAAGACCAAAUACUUGGGUUGACUUUAUUCAUUGACAUGUCCAUUUAUAGCAGUUGCUUCUGAUGCAUUGUUGAUAUGAUCUCUAAGGAACUGUUGACAGCAGAAACCCAAUAAAACAAAUUUCUAGAAAUCCCUUCCCUUCGAAGUGUAUAGAUGCCAUAAACAGGUCAGGCUUUCCCAGGAUUUUGAGACAAGUGUUCUGUUUUUCAGAAGUUGGAUUUCACUGGCAAUGUAAGGGAUGCUUUUUCUUCUUUUCUUUUAAAAAGCACUGGUGGGACACUGCCAGGUUAAAAAUCCUAUAAAUUUUCUGAUCUGUUACUAAUCAAAGAUGUUCUUGAAUUCUUAAAAAAUACUUCUAAAAUUUACUACUAAAAUUUACUUUUAUUGGCUGUUCACUCAGGGCUGUGAACAUUUUUGCUCUCUGAGUACUGUAGUUAGGUUGACCUAAUCCUUGGUGUAGACACAGCUACAUUGACAGAAGAAGUCUUUUGUCGCCUUAGCUACCAGCUCUCGGUGAGAUGGAUUAAGUACAUGAUAGAAAACCCCUUCUGUCAGUAUAGGCAGCAUCUACACUAAGGCGCACAAGCGACAUAGCUGCAGCAGUGUAGACAUGCCCUGAGUAGAAUCUUGGCCCUGUUGAAUUGACUUCAGUUGAACCAAGGUAGAUAAAUGUGUUCCUGGAGCACUUUUAAAAAGUGCCUGGUCAAUAACACGUGUAACUUCUUGUUCCCUAAAACUUCUGAUUUAGGUUAAAAUUCUACUCCAGUAACUGAAGUAAUAAUCCACGAAGUAAGUAGUAAUCUUCUCUAUUGAGACAAUUCCACUGAAAGAUCAUACUUCUGUUAUGUCCAUUCAGUUCUGAUAUGUAACACUCUUCUGUUGUGCCUUUGUUUUUAACAUGUAAAGGCAACUGCUGUAAUUUUUAACUUGUUUUUUUCUAUCUGAAAAAGAACCCACUUUUCAUUGCCCAGCUGUUAUUUCUGGAUGCAGUCUGUGAUCCAGGUAUUUCAAGAACCAAUUACCUCAAACCUCAUACAGUGUUGCUAUCUGGAUUCUCCUUGAUACUACAAUAUUGUAACAUACACAAACAGGAACCCUUCUACAUAUGGGUGUUUUUAUAUAUUUAAUAUAUAUAAAUGAAAAUGAUCCCCAAGGACUGAAGAAAAGCAAACUUUUUGUUUUCCAAUAUUGAAACCAAAAGGGCUUCUGUAAAGCUCUCUAAUGGCAUUGUGCUGGAUAUAUAUCAAGAGGGUGUUAUCUGAAAAGUGCUUCCUUUAUUAAUCUUCUAAUUUCUAUGAUUUUCAGUAUUUCAUUGGGACAGAUGAUGUGAUUUAAAAUGCUGUUCCUGCAUUUGUUUUGCUCUUUUCUGAAGCAGAGGACUCAGUGACAUUUCCAGUUGUUAAAAAAUCAGUGUAGAACAUUCCGAUAAGAUUAGUGUUGUAAAACUGUAGUAUACCACAGUGCAUUCUGGGAAGACUUAUGUAGAUUUUGUUUCUGUAAAAAGGAAAGCAGCGGCUGUAGCUUGUUCAGCUUUCUCUACUAUUCCAAUGAACUAAAGUGUAACCAGUGACCAUCACAGAGUCACUUUGAAAUCCUAACUGAGUAGUAGUUAGUGGCCUUUCUAGGCUGCAAAUUUACCCUCUAACUUAUAAAAAGAUGGCUAGGUGGUAAGGGUUUAGGAUGUCCAUGGUGUGUAAUAGCUAAAACCUGUCUCUGGAUAACAGAGGGCAUCUUGAUGGACUUUACCUUUUUAUUCCCCUGGGUUUGUUUUAAUACAGUCAGCUUCAUCGCUAACAGAGUAUUCCAUAGCAGUGUCUGGUUGAAGGGAAUUACAGCCCUAACAGUUUUUCCAGAAGGAAAAAAUAUAACGUUGUUCUCACUGGUCAUGUUUUUGGGAAAUGUGGAUUAAAAUUUGUUUUAAUUUUAGCCAGAUACCUGAUACACCAAUACAGUCUGCAAUUUUUCUAUAUGAAAUAGUAACAUUCACAUCCAAACAUGAAGUAAUUUAAAGGGAGGAAGGUGAUCUGUGACUUUUUUUUUUAAAGCAUCAGUGUUAGUGUAAGUGUUAAGUGUGUGUGUGUGUGUGUGUGACUAUUGAUGGUUACAGGGGAUCUUUGGUACACCUUUUACAAAGUAUUAAAGUCUCCCAGAAGAUACUUUUUAGAACACUGAUGGCCUUUCCAUGCAAUUAUGUAAUGGUGCAAAACCAGCUGUUUGGUCCAUCCGAAUUUAAAGAGGUGGUUACUGCAGACUAAGGGCUAGUCUAUGCUAGAGUUGCUACAGUGGCACAGCUGUACCAAUGUCGCUGUGCCGCUGUAGCGCUGCUAGUGCCUAUGCUCUAUGAUGACAGGAGAGCACUCUCCCAUCAGUAUAAAUUACUCCAUCUCCCCAAGCGGUGGUAGCUAGGUCGGCAGUAGAGCUGCUCCUACUGGCCAUAGCACUGUCCAUACUAGCGCUUAGGUCGGUGUAAAUUACAUUGCUUGGGGAGGAGAGGGGACUUUUCCACACCCCUGAGUGAUUUAAGUUAUACUGAAGUAAGUGCUAAUGUGUACAAGCCCUGAGUAACGUGCUUCUUGAUCUUAAUUCUAUGCCAUAAAUCCGCACAAUGCCAUUGUCAAUCUGUUCAAAAUAUCUGCUUAUGAAUUCUGCAUGAUCCUCAUGAUAGAGUUGAAGGCUUAAUCUUUCACCUGUUAAUAUUUUUUCACAUUUCUGUGAAAUUUGACUAAUUUUAUACUGUAAAGUUGACUUGACUUACGUACAGUUUGAUGUCAAUUUUUGUGGAAAGAGCUUUCUGCGUGUAACAUUAGACACAUACAGUUAAACAACACAGCAUAGUACAAAACUGAAAAUGUUUUGGCACCAGCAGAAAGAAAUUUCAUCCGAACCAUUUGCCAUUUUAAACUGUCAUAUUAUCAGUUUUACCAGCUACUUCUAAAUUUGUGCUUUAUUAAAAAAAAAUUAAAGAAUCCUAAGACUUGUCUAGCUUAGUGAAAAAUGUGUAUUAUCAGUUUUAGGAUGGAUAGCUAAGUCUUAUUACGCUGUGUUACUUAACUUGUAUAUAUAGAAUAUACAUAAGAGUUUGCAGUAACCUGUUUCUCCAGGAUUUCCAGUUUGAAUGAUUUAAUAGACUCUGACAAUGAGACUUAGAAGAUUGCAGAAGUAAACUGAGUGUAAAUCACAGGAAGCUCUAUCAGAUGGUGAAAUAAUUUUUAAAGAUUCUGUUGGUCCUUGGCUCAAAUUCAGUGAAUACUGUUUGUAUACCAAGAUAUGUGAAAUGUAAAUGUUGUAGGUUAUAUUUCACUCUUGUAGCUAUUAAAGAUGUAGAACAGAGCUAGCUUGUACUACUGAGUUAACAAAAGUUAUACUGAAGUAUCCUGUUAAAGAAAAAAAGUAUGCUGUAACCCCUUUUGGAUUGAAGUGUGCUGAUUUUUUAUAUAUAUUAUAUAUCUCUCUCUAUAUAUCUACAUAUAGAUAUAGAUAUAUAUACACAUAUAGAAAGUGGCCUAAAGCAGACAUCCAUGGUAUUGCAGUUAUGAAAUGAAGAUGUUUUUGGAAAGAAAAUUGUAUCAUAGUUCAUACAUUUGCAGUGGAUCUUUGUUCCUUUUUACUGUGGUAUUUUAGAAAUGAGUCUCAAGAUUGAAAUUAGAUCUGCCAAGCUGGGGUUUUGCUGCUUCAGCUUUGCACUGGGUGCCCGAAUAAACCAGUAUGAAUGUAGUGUUUGCCCUGUGUGAAGCAGCUACACCCCAACAAAUAGGAGGAAAAAAACUAGAAAGAACU
Gopherus evgoodei (Goodes thornscrub tortoise) is the source of this 11861-nucleotide messenger RNA. RefSeq names its product activin A receptor type 2B (gene ACVR2B). The record is from RefSeq and is a predicted model, not a curated record. NCBI's taxonomy places the organism in Eukaryota, Metazoa, Chordata, Testudines, Testudinidae. Gene Ontology annotation, biological process: cellular response to growth factor stimulus; protein phosphorylation; activin receptor signaling pathway. The transcript is spliced from 11 exons. Gene Ontology annotation, molecular function: activin binding; activin receptor activity; ATP binding. Bases 300 to 1838 code for a protein of 512 amino acids. Gene Ontology annotation, cellular component: plasma membrane; activin receptor complex.